AUGCGAACGGAGCAGUCCGCGGCGGCACACUGCCCAGUGCGCGGCUGGAGCGAGCGCGUGCUGGAUACGUUGUCCAACGAGCUUAAUGAUUUCACACUGUCGCUGAUGCAGUUCAGCCAGUUCGUCGACCACGAUCUGUCGCACGCAUUGGUGUUCCGUCUUAAUUCUGGCAACGGCAUCGAGUGCUGCGAGAACGACGGUCAGACAUUCCCGACGGUGCCCCGGCACCCCCAGUGCAUCCCCAUCCCCAUUCCGGCCGAUGACCCGUUCUACAGCCAGUUCGGCCAACGCUGCAUGAGUCUGGUGAGAUCCCUGCCGGCGCCGCUGCCAGACUGCAUCUCGAGGCCAGGCCAACCGCUCAACGAACUCAGCUCCUUCCUGGACGCGUCCAACAUAUACGGCAGCCAAGUGGAGGAGCUGAAUGCGAUACGCGCCUUCCAGGACGGCUUGAUGCUUACCAGUCCGGGUGAGCUGCUGCCAUUGACGGGUGCAGAUGUCUCGGACAGACCGUGUCGUGCUUCCAUCUGCUUCCGAGCUGGCGAAACGCGCGUGAACGAGCAGAGUGGUCUGGCCGUCAUGCACACGGUGUUCGUGCGCGAGCACAACCGGAUCGCACGCGGGCUCAAGAACGUCCACCCCUUCUGGGACGACGAGCGCCUGUUCCAGAACGCCAGACGAAUUGUGGCGGCCGAAUGGCAGCACAUCCUCUACAACGAAUGGCUGCCGAUUGUCGUCGGCUUCGAGUAUGCCGAUGCGCACGGUCUUCUGCCUCUGCAGUCCGGAUUCUCCAACUAUUAUGACCCGAACAUAGAUCCCAGCAUCUCUAACUCGUUCGCUUCUGCUGCUUUCCGAUUCGGUCACAACAUGGUGCGAGACAUGUAUGACCUGAUAGACGCCAACGGUCAGGUGUUCCAGGUGGUCAACGUCUCCACGACCUUUUUUGAGCCGACUGUGGUGGCACAGAGCUUGGUCAUUGACCGGCUGCGGUCUGUUUACGAUGAUCCACGAGACGUGGACCUUUUCAUCGGUGGGGCGAUAGAGCGGCGAGCCCCUGGCGCCCAGGUGGGACCCACCUUCCAGUGCCUGGUCGGGCAGCAGUUCUUCGACCUACGGUUUGGAGACCGUUUCUUCUACGACAACGGCGGCUUUGCGCACAGUUUCACACCCGCACAGCUGGCGGAGAUCAGGAAGAGUAGCUGGAUAUCGCCGUCGGCUCGCAUACGGAUAGGCUGCAGCGAGACCACCGCCUUCAAGCUGGCAAGGCGGGCGGAGGCUCGGGACAGUUUGAACGAGAACGGCGUCCCACUGCCGGUGCCGCAGCAAUGA
Messenger RNA from Pollicipes pollicipes, 1326 nucleotides. Its product is annotated as chorion peroxidase-like. The record is from RefSeq and is a predicted model, not a curated record. The transcript has 4 exons. Gene Ontology annotation, molecular function: heme binding; peroxidase activity. NCBI's taxonomy places the organism in Eukaryota, Metazoa, Arthropoda, Thecostraca, Pollicipedomorpha, Pollicipedidae. Gene Ontology annotation, biological process: response to oxidative stress. Bases 1 to 1326 code for a protein of 441 amino acids.